Cololabis saira (Pacific saury) is the source of this 1145-nucleotide messenger RNA. RefSeq names its product oxidoreductase-like domain-containing protein 1. NCBI's taxonomy places the organism in Eukaryota, Metazoa, Chordata, Actinopteri, Beloniformes, Belonidae. The transcript has 2 exons. Gene Ontology annotation, cellular component: mitochondrion. Bases 185 to 700 code for a protein of 171 amino acids. The record is from RefSeq and is a predicted model, not a curated record.
GGCGCUAGUGCGCAGCCGCAGACCCGCGGUCCUCCAGUCCUCCAGCCGCAAAGAAGAAGCAGAAGAAGAAAGAUGGCGGCCGGAGAAGAAGAAGAGACUUAAGCAGCUCCGGAGAGCCGUUGCCAAUAACAUGAGUGUUAAAGACGCUUAAACGCGUCGUUUCCGCCUCUUUUCCGCCCUGAAGAUGUUGUGUCUGGGCGUCAGGUCCGCCAGGUCCACACUUUCCUCGGCAAAGUUCUGGACUCGUCUCCCCGGGGGGCCCGUCUUCUGCUGCUCUACCGGGCCCAGGGCCCCCCCGGGGGGGCCGGAUCCUCCGGGCCCCGCGGGGGCCUCGGCCGGACCGGAGCAACCGGAAUCCAAAAUCUCGGCCGGACCGGAGCAACCGGAAUCCGUAGCAUCUACUGGACCGGAGCAGCCGGAGCCUCUGGCGCUGACCCAGGAGGCCCUGGUGGCUUCUGGGUCGGUACCGGAACCUCCGGGGGAACCCUGGGACCCGGCCCGGGGCCCCCCGGCCCCCCCCGCCCACUGCUGCAUGAGCGGCUGCCACAACUGCGUGUGGAUCGAACACGCCGAGCAGCUGCUAGCUUACUACCAGGACGGGGGGGACCGGGCCCUCGCCGCCAUCGAGGAGAACGUCCUGGACCAGAACCUGAGGGCCUACCUGCAGAUGGAGGUCCGGAUGCUCAAGAAGAACCCCUGAGGGCCCGUCCAGCCAGGUGGCUUCUGGGUAAUUUUAUAGACGUGAAGAGGACGAACCGCCGGCUGAUUGGACGUCGAUGUACGUCGGAUGUCAACGUGUGUUUUGUGGAUUUCCAGAGAAAAUGACUCAGAGUUGGACUGAAAUUUACAAAGUGGUGAACCGGGGCCGAACCACGGUUUGGGACUAAAUCCUGGUUCCUGGACUGGAUCCUGGUUUUGGGACCGAACCCCAGUUUUUGGACUAAAACCCGGUUUAUGGACCGAACCUCCGUUUCAGGAAUGAACCCCAGGUCGUCCUGGUCGUCGCUCCAAGAAAACACUUUUACUUCUGAUUAAACAAGUGUUUUAUUGGGUUUAUUCUGCACUUUAAUAUAUUUUAGUAUUAUAUUUAUUUUAAGGAUUUGUUGUUCUGUGUGUAAAUGAUGUAUUUGAUCUUUUUGGAUCUU